AUGAACUUGAUCCCAGACCACCCUUCAUUGGCUCGAAUUCCUCCAGGGUAUAGGAGCAAAUUGAGCCCCAAGGCACUCGACAUCAUCGCACGAGUAUACGAAUGGGUCGAGAACGAAUGCGUUCCGGCAGACCACAUUGUAAAAGCCCAGCUGGAAAAGAACCGCUGGGCCACUCCGCCUUAUAUUCGGGAACUGAGGAAGAAGGCCAAAGCAGCAGGCCUGUUCAAUCUCUUCUUACCUAAGCACUUCAAAGAAAGCCCUGGGCUUACAAUCCUCGAGUAUUCAUGUUGCUGCGAACUUCUUGGGAGAGUAUACUGGGCCCCUAUGACUCUCAAUUGUCAUGCGCCGGAGACUGGAAACAUUGAGCUGUUGGCUAAGUACGGCACCGACGAGCAGAAGAAGAAAUGGAUGCAGCCGCUUCUAGAAGGAGAGUGGUCCUCGGCAUACUCGAUGACAGAGCCUGAUGUUGCUGCUUCUGAUGCAACAAAUAUCGCGUGCCGUAUCACGCGAGAAGGUGAUGAGUACGUUAUCAACGGAAGGAAAUUGUACGGCAACUGGAUGGCGAACGAGGAGGUCAAGUUUUAUAUCCUCAUGGGGUGCUCAGAUCCAGACAAUCCAGAUCCGUGGCGGCGGCAUUCGACCGUCAUUGUGCCCCGAGAUACCCCAGGUCUGAAGAUGGUACGACACAUGACCAUUAUGGGUUACGACUGUGCCCCUGAAGGCCACGGUGAGUAUUUGUACGAGAACGUGAGAAUCCCCGUGGAGAACAUCAUACUGGGAGAAGGCAGGGCUUUUGAGAUUGCCCAGGGUCGACUGGGUCCUGGUCGAAUACACCACUGCAUGAGACUCCUCGGACAAGCUGAGCGCGCAUACGAACAUGCCCUGAUUAGAGCGACUGAUGUAAGGAAGAAACCUCGCGGCAGAUUGAUAGGGGAAUUCGACAGCAACAUCGAAAGGCUGGCUGAUAUGAGAAUGGAAAUCGAUGCCCUCCGACUGGUGGUACUGAACGCCGCAGAGACCAUGGAUCUUCUCGGAAAUGUGGCAGGGAGACACGCCAUUGCUCAAUCCAAGAUCAUGGUGCCCUUGGGUGUCACGAAGAUCAUUGAUGAGUGCAUGCAAAUGUUUGCCGGUCAGGGACUGACGCAGCACACGUUCCUACCAGAAGCUUGGACCUACGCAAGAUUCGUCCGCAUUGCAGACGGACCGGACGCUGCACACAAGCAUCAGGUCGGCCGAGAUCAGUUGAAGACGGCAACGCAAGUCAGGCUGAAACAUCUUGGAUACAAGAAACGAUAUCACGAAUUGGCAAGACAAUGGAGCUUACCACCGACAGAAAGGUUCGAGUAUGUAGAGCGGCUGGAGAAGUUAUAA
This is a messenger RNA of Exophiala spinifera, 1371 nucleotides long. RefSeq lists its product as uncharacterized. Lineage: Eukaryota; Fungi; Ascomycota; Eurotiomycetes; Chaetothyriales; Herpotrichiellaceae. Bases 1 to 1371 code for a protein of 456 amino acids. The transcript is spliced from 4 exons. The record is from RefSeq and is a predicted model, not a curated record. Gene Ontology annotation, molecular function: oxidoreductase activity, acting on the CH-CH group of donors; flavin adenine dinucleotide binding.